AUAAUUUUUACCUUAUCACAAUCAAUCAAUCAAUCAAUCAAUUGAUUUGUGUAUAUAAGACAUAUUUUCUUGUAUUAUUUCUUAACCUUUAUCACCUUUGACAAAACAUGUUCCCUGCCACUACCGAGUUUGAUCCCCAGCGCUUUGCAAAGGACCCUCAGUCUAACAAAGAUGAUAAGACAUACAAGGAGUCUACCACAAUGGAGCCUUUGGUCUUGACAUCUCAAAACAGCAACGCCAAUAAUGACGAAGACUGUCAUUGCGGUACACCAGCCACCAUUAGUCGCUUCGAUCCCAAUGACAGCUCUCUUGACGGACUUUUGAUGAACAACCGUCGUUGGGUUAACUCCAUCAUUCGUGAGGAUCCUCUAUUCUUCAAGAACAUUGCCUUGAGACAGGAACCAAAGUUACUUUGGAUUGGCUGUUCGGACUCUCGUGCACCCGCAAACCAACUCGUGCAGCUUGGCCCGGGUGAGAUCUUUGUUCACCGCAAUAUUGCCAAUGUAGUCAAUCACUCGGACCUCAACUGUCUUUCUGUCAUUCAAUACGCCGUCGAAGUCCUCAAGGUAGAGCACAUCAUUGUAUGUGGUCACUACAACUGUGGAGGUGUUGCUGCUGCAUAUGGAAAGCAACAGUACGGUCUUAUCGACAACUGGCUGAGAAACAUCAAGGAUGUUUACAGACUCCAUCAACAAGAGCUGGAAGAAUUGGAUAACGAAGAGGACAGAAUCCGUAAAUUGGUCGAAUUGAAUGCUAUCAACUCUGCCAAGAAUGUCUGUCACUCUACCAUUGUCCAAAAUGCCUGGAAAAAUGGUCGCGCUUUGACUGUUCACGCUUGGGCCUACGCCAUUGAAGACGGUUUGGUUCGUAAACUUGAUUGGUCGGUCGACAACAACACUACCCUUCAACAUAUCUAUCACCACUAAAUUAUACAAACCCCCUUAUAUAUCAUACGUAUAAAGAAAAAUAUACACAAACACAUACACUUACAAACUAAACACACGUCCGUAAUACUACUAUACUUUCUACCUCUUGUAUUUUCUCUAGUAUUUCUUAUCCCUGGUGAAUGAAUGAAUAAAUAAAUGAAUAUAAAUAAUAAUAAUAAUAAUAAUAAUAAUAGUGCUAUUAGGGGAGUUCAAUAGCCUUUCAUACUUUUUUUUAUUUUAUUUAAAUAAAUAAAAAAUUAAAAUUUUGAGUUUAAACUAC
This is a messenger RNA of Phycomyces blakesleeanus NRRL 1555(-), 1206 nucleotides long. RefSeq lists its product as hypothetical. NCBI's taxonomy places the organism in Eukaryota, Fungi, Mucoromycota, Mucoromycetes, Mucorales, Phycomycetaceae. Gene Ontology annotation, biological process: carbon utilization. The coding region runs from base 108 to 926 and encodes 272 amino acids. The transcript has 4 exons. The record is from RefSeq and is a predicted model, not a curated record. Gene Ontology annotation, molecular function: carbonate dehydratase activity; zinc ion binding.